Messenger RNA from Aplysia californica (California sea hare), 496 nucleotides. Its product is annotated as C-factor. Lineage: Eukaryota; Metazoa; Mollusca; Gastropoda; Aplysiida; Aplysiidae. The record is from RefSeq and is a predicted model, not a curated record.
GCCCCAUCAUCGUGGCACAGAAGUUCCUGCCUCUCCUAGAGCAAGCCGCAGCUCAGAACAAGUCGCAGCCCAUGAGUUGUAACAAAGCCGCCCUCAUCAAUAUUUCUUCAAAAAGUGGAUCUCAAGAGGUGACAUAUCAGAAUGGAAGAGGAACUUCCAUACAUUACAAAUGCUCAAAGACUGCGGAGACUAUGGCCACUAUUUUGAUCUCUCGAGAGUUGAGAGAAGCUGGUAUCUUAGUUUUGUCACUUCACCCGGGCUGGGUACGUACAGACUUGGGGACAGAAAAAGGCGAUAUUUCCCCAGAAGAAAGCAUUUCUGCCUGCCUUCAGGUGAUUGGAUUACAAGGUGAAGAGGGCACUGGGAAGCUUCUCGAUUACACUGGAGAUGUGAUUCCUUUCUAAAGAUUAGUCCAUUGUUCUUUGUGUACUGUGGAACUCGGAUUUAACGAGCUCGGAUUCAACGAGAACUCGGAUUCAACGAGAUGAGACAGAUG